Messenger RNA from Branchiostoma belcheri (Belcher's lancelet), 1352 nucleotides. RefSeq names its product zinc transporter ZIP1-like. The record is from RefSeq and is a predicted model, not a curated record. Bases 131 to 1096 code for a protein of 321 amino acids. Gene Ontology annotation, cellular component: plasma membrane. Gene Ontology annotation, biological process: zinc ion transmembrane transport. The transcript is spliced from 4 exons. Gene Ontology annotation, molecular function: zinc ion transmembrane transporter activity. Lineage: Eukaryota; Metazoa; Chordata; Leptocardii; Amphioxiformes; Branchiostomatidae.
AUACAUGCUAUUGUGGGUGGGAAUCAAAGUUCAGGGGACCGCGGUUUGUGCAAACAGACGGAGGCAGGGUAACCAGGCACCGAUUUGUAAUCAGUUCUGAAGGCAAACUCGCUUUUGGAACUGGCGCAUUAUGGAAAAUGUCGUCGUUUUAAAACUUCUCGUCUUGUUCCUCGUCUUCCCACUCACGUUAGUUGCGUCUUGUUUGCCCGUCUGUUUAGCGCGGCGAUCCUUGCGGAGGAAAGGCGAACUGCAACACCGCAAACCAAGCAGAGUUCUGAGCCUCCUGAACUGUCUUGCAGGUGGGGUUUUCUUGGGAACCUGUCUGCUAGACCUGGUGCCGAGUGUAGAGGAACAGCUACAAACAGUUGUCUCAAGUUUUGUGAAGUUUCCUGGCUUCCCACUAGCACAGUUUGUAAUCGGUGCAGGACUACUUCUUAUUCUAUCCGUGGAACAGUUUACCGCAAAGUACAAUGACGGUCAACCCACAACAACAGACAGACCCCCCGAUGACACAACAGAGCAAGACCUAGAGAUGGACAUCUUUUCUCACGAAGUCGAACACUGGGGACUCCUUGGCGAUGAAAAUAGAUCCCAUAAAACGACCAACCUAAGGUCGUGGACUCUUGCUAUCGCCAUUUCCAUGCACUCCAUAUUCGAGGGCUUGGCAGUGGGAUUGCAGCAGAACGUAACGGACGUUUUGGAGCUUGUGGCGGCGGUGGCCCUCCAUAAGUGUGUUCUAGCGUUCGGGCUAGGAUUGACCUUAGUACAGAGUAACCUUGGGAAGAAGUCUGUGGCAGGUCUAUGCUUGACGUUUGCAGUAACCGCUCCUAUAGGUAUCGGGAUCGGGACGUUGGUUGAGCACGGCGCCCAAACUUCACACAGUUCUGUGGUGAGCGGGGUCCUACAGGGGCUGGCCACAGGGACACUUCUCUACGUCACGUUCUUAGAGAUCCUGGCACGGGAACUGCACGGGAGGAACGACAGAAUUCUAAAAGUCUUCUUGGUGACUACCGGCUACGCUAUCGUCUGUGGACUGAUGCUUCUUGACCCGGAAGCGAAAGAGCCAUUAGAACGUUGCGAUGAGGGAUCUCUCUGACAGUAGACAAUAUAUUUCCGGUUACACGUUAACCCUAUAACCGAUAUAGUACAUUCGUACAUGCUACUUUUGAUGAUACUGGCUACAAUUCGAAGCGUAUUGCUGCUAUCGGCAUUCAAUAUUUUUUUUGCUGCUGUUGUACAACAAUAUCAUAUUGCCAGAAUAAAAGUACAUGUAUUGGGACUUAAAUAAAAAUGUACACAUGUAUGAUCAACAUACGAGUAACAUAGAUCACCUACACACUUUAAAAUAAAAA